AUGGCGAACGUUCAGAUGCGAGGCCUGCAGGCACUUCUUCGAUGGUCCUGGCUCUUCCUCAGCCUCUACCUUAUUUCAGGAUGUGGUGGACAUAAGCCUCAGCUUAAUUACAACAUGACUGAGCUAGUGAUAAAUGAAGGAGAAGCGCUAGAAAUUACGUGCAUCAGCGUCGGUGACUUUAAGUUUCACUACCCCAUUAGUGAUUAUUAUAAUAAACAAAUAGUGGUAUCUGAUCAUACCAUCUCUGAAGAUGAAAUGAAACAAAGUAAAACAUUUCGAAGACCAUCAACUGUUGUCGGUGACACUGGCUGGUAUGGAUGUGUCGACAUAAAUAAGAAAAUGACGGACAUGACGCACAAAGAAUACGACGAUCCAACUGCUAGUUGGAUAUACAUCUACAUUACUUCCAAUACGAGUGCAUUUGUACAAAGUGUAUGGACAUCUUUAAAUGGUUUUGGAUGUCUUGGGUACCAGGUUAUUAUUCCGUGCCGAACGACUUCUCCUAAUUUCCAAGUGAUUCUCAAGAAAAAUAACAAAGAGCUCAGGCUUGGCGAAAGGAUAACUUUUGAUUCUAAAGUUGGUUUUGUCUUGAAAAAUUCUAGUCGAAUGGACCGAGGGGACUAUACUUGUGAAGUGCAUCAAGACAGUUUGUCGCAUAAGAUGGAAAUAACAUUUCAUAGUUUUCACCAUUGUAUGGGAAAAUUAGUCAUAAAAAAGGACGAUGCAAAUCCAGUUACUGCAGGCUCAACAUUAAAAAUAAAAUGUGCAGUGACAAUCAAAAUAGAAAACCCUUACAAAUAUUCUUGGACGACACCACAAAAUUCGAAUUCCAGAACAAUUCUGGUUCCUGUUCAAGAAAAAAUCAACCAAUUUACUGAUUCAAUUACAUCUACAUUCAUUCUACACAAUGUAACUUACGAUGACGAGGGAAAUUACUCGUGCCAAGUAAAAUCCUCAUUUGGAGAAAAUAAAAGUGCCAACAUCUAUGUCUACGUGUAUGAUCCUAGCAAUCCAUUCAUCAAUUUAACAACUAAUGAUCAAAAUAAGAUCCAUAUAAAUGGUAGUUCAGUUGCGUUUGUGGCUCACGUUAUAGCAUAUCCGAAACCAAUCCUUAGAUGGAUUGGCCCUAAUGGACAGCAGAUUGAAUCAUCCUAUGAUUACCAAAUAUACUAUGAAGAAUCAAUGAGCAUUCUAGAAGUACAUAAUGUUCGGAAGUUGGAUGAGGGCAUUUAUACUCUUUGUGCAAAAAACAUUAUUGGAGAAAAGAUUUUAAAUUUUACGCUUAAAGUUUAUGCAUAA
Copidosoma floridanum is the source of this 1299-nucleotide messenger RNA. RefSeq names its product vascular endothelial growth factor receptor 1-like. Lineage: Eukaryota; Metazoa; Arthropoda; Insecta; Hymenoptera; Encyrtidae. The record is from RefSeq and is a predicted model, not a curated record.